Rhincodon typus (whale shark) is the source of this 2257-nucleotide messenger RNA. Its product is annotated as synaptic vesicle glycoprotein 2A-like. Gene Ontology annotation, biological process: transmembrane transport. Gene Ontology annotation, cellular component: membrane. The record is from RefSeq and is a predicted model, not a curated record. The coding region runs from base 614 to 2257 and encodes 547 amino acids. NCBI's taxonomy places the organism in Eukaryota, Metazoa, Chordata, Chondrichthyes, Orectolobiformes, Rhincodontidae. The transcript is spliced from 9 exons. Gene Ontology annotation, molecular function: transmembrane transporter activity.
AGCUGUCUGUAGGCAUAAGCCACCCUCAUAAAUGCAGGGAACCAGAAAUGAAUCAGACAAGCCUUUAUUGGAGACGUGAUUAUAGUCAUUUUAAAAACGACAACAAUUUUUUCAUUCCCCAGAAUCAGAUUUUUUAAAGACUUUUUCUCCAGAAUGUUCAGGUGGCACAGGUGAUGACACUCUUCAGAUGACUCUACUUGUACCACGUUUCAAUAAGGAACAACGAAUAUCUGCUCGUGCUGGAGUACAAUGCAAAGACAGUUACCAUUUGGACCAGUCAAUGAGAUGUACUAAAGGUCAUUCAUCACUUCAAGACAUCGAUAGAACCUGACAGCUAAGGAUUUUACCGUCGCAAGAUUUGCCCCACAGUCUUCCUGUUUACAUCAGCAUUCCUCUCGGAGUCAUGCAGUAACCUCAUUGUGGAACUGAAAAAAUAGUGAAGAAUUUCAAAGUUCUUUCUUCAACAGUGUCCUGUGAGGAAAUCAGCAGAGGAGGAUCCAAACAGUGUGAUUGCUUGUUUUGAACAGUAAGAUAAAUUGUAACUUAUGCAGACAAGACUAUGUACAUGUAACUGAGGUGUCCUUUGCAAGAGGUCUAUUUUCCUGUGAGCACGAUGGACGACGGAUUUGGGAAUAAUUCAAACUUCUUUCAAGGAGCCAAGGAUAUUGCCUAUGAGGUGAAGAGACACGGUAGGAUGCAAGACUCCUACAGACGGUAUGAAGGUGGUGGGGAGCAUGCCUCACAAGAUGGGGGAUAUUACCACAGUGAUGAUCCCCAUGCACAGGAAGACGCUGACAGUGAUGCCACAGAAGGACACGACGAAGAUGAUGAAAUCUACGAGGGGGAAUACCAGGGGAUCCCACACCCAGAUGAUAUUAAGGCCAAUCGGAUGGCAGCAACGCAACCCAUUUCUGAUGAGUACAGGGACCAAGCAGAUCUCAUUGCUGAACGUAUGAAGGAUGAGGAGCAGUUGGCACACCAGUAUGAGUCAAUCAUUGAGGAGUGUGGACAUGGACGCUUCCAGUGGACACUCUUCUUUGUCUUAGGUUUAGCGUUGAUGGCCGAUGGAGUUGAAGUAUUUGUGGUGGGCUUUGUACUUCCUGUUGCCGAAAGGGACAUGUGCAUGUCCAAUUCCAACAAAGGAAUGCUGGGCUUGAUAGUGUACUUGGGAAUGAUGGUAGGAGCCUUUGUCUGGGGUGGUCUGGCAGAUAAAAUGGGCAGAAGAUAUUGUCUGAUCAUUGCCCUCAGCAUCAAUGGAGUCUUUGUGAUCUUCUCAUCAUUUGUCCAGGGCUAUGGCAUCUUCCUGUUCUGCCGACUACUUUCAGGAGCUGGUAUUGGCGGCUCCAUCCCCAUUGUUUUCUCCUAUUUCUCAGAAUUCCUGGCUCGGGAGAAGCGGGGGGAGCAUCUCAGCUGGCUCUGCAUGUUCUGGAUGGUGGGUGGGAUUUACGCAUCAGUGAUGGCAUGGAGCAUCAUCCCACACUAUGGGAGUGUCAUCACCGCAGACAUCAACUCUCUGAUCAGUAACCCUUCCAAGCCCUGUAUUUUUCUAAUUGCUAAUUUAUUUCUGGACAGAUUUGUUGGGAUUAAAUUUAAAUCUGUGACCUUUGAAGACUCCUUGUUUGAGGAAUGCUACUUUGAAGACAUCACAUCGACGAACACACACUUUAGAAACUGCACUUUCACAGCGACUCUCUUCUAUAACACAGAUCUGUUCAAGACGCGAUUCAUUCAUAGCAGAUUUAUAAACAGCACUUUCCUCCACAAUAAGGAAGGCUGUCAGAUUGACUUUAGUGACGAUGCUGAAACUGCGUUUCUUACUUACCUGGUCAGUUUCCUAGGCUCUUUGGCUGUGUUGCCAGGAAACAUUGUGUCUGCACUGUUUAUGGACAAAGUUGGAAGGAUUAAGAUGAUUGGAGGAUCCAUGCUGUUGUCGACCAUUACCUGCUUCUUCCUGUUUUUUGGCAACAGUGAGUCAGCCAUGAUUGGAAUGCAGUGUCUGUUCUGUGGGGUCAGUAUAGCAGCGUGGAAUGCACUGGAUGUGAUCACAGUGGAACUUUAUUCCACAGAUAAAAGGGCAACUGCUUUUGGUAUUCUGAAUGGACUGUCAAAGUUUGCUGCCAUACUCGGUAUAUCAAUAUUUGCCUCAUUUGUGGAGAUAACGAAGGUGGUUCCUGUCCUGCUGGCUUCCAUUGCAUUAGUAGGAGGUGCCCUGCUUGGUCUCCGACUUCCUGAAACCCGGGAGCAGGUUCUGAUGUGA